This is a messenger RNA of Melampsora larici-populina 98AG31, 471 nucleotides long. RefSeq lists its product as uncharacterized. The record is from RefSeq and is a predicted model, not a curated record. Lineage: Eukaryota; Fungi; Basidiomycota; Pucciniomycetes; Pucciniales; Melampsoraceae. Bases 1 to 471 code for a protein of 156 amino acids. The transcript is spliced from 2 exons.
AUGUCACUCGAGGGUAGCAAACGUAGUCCGGAAGUAGUCACGAGGACCAAUCUAAGGUCCUUCAAACCGGAUCUCUCUCAAGUCUUGGAGUCCUCGUCAUCUCCCGCACCUUCCACUAUCAUCAAUCUCGAUGACCCCACUGUCAAGGCAGCUGAAGCUGCUCCUCACUCACCCACCAUGAACAAAGCUCCUAAAUCACCGGCCUCUCCUACCAUCAUAACCCACCCACCAAGAUCCUGGUCGGUGUCUACACUACCCACAUCAUCAGAAGAAGAAGUCCCAUCUGCUCAAAUCAAUUUAUGGCUACGAAAUAUCACUCAAUCGUCCCAAGGUGAAGGACUAGGGGAUUUGAAAAGAAAGAGAGAAAGCGAGGAAUCUCAAAGAUCAACCCGAGCAAGAAAUGACGAUGAGCCUGGACAGUCUUUGUCUGAAAGACUCGAUGGUCCCGAAAUCAAGGAUUACGAUUCGUAA